Molecule: messenger RNA, 1399 nt
Organism: Pantherophis guttatus
Lineage: Eukaryota; Metazoa; Chordata; Lepidosauria; Squamata; Colubridae
Source: RefSeq, a predicted model, not a curated record
GUACAAACCAUGAGGUUUAUAAACUAGGAAUCAUAGUUUAGCCAGCGCCGUGCCUUCUAAAUGUAGGGGAAUUAUCCAAAUUGGAUAAAUGUGUGCCGUUCUUUUGGCAAUUUGCCAUGGGAGGAAUAACAACACAACUGAGAAUAUCAUCCUUCCCUCACUGCUCCGAGAAAUAGUUCUUUGGGAGAAUGCUCCCCUAUGAGCCAAGGACCGGAGAACAGGACACAAGUGACAGAAUUUAUUUUAAUGGGACUUUCAGACCUCCCAGCUGUCCGCUUCUCCCUGUUUGUCAUCAUUUUGCUUAUCUAUCUAGUCACACUCCUGGGCAACGGCACCAUCCUCCUUGCCAUAGGAACUAAUUCUCAGUUGCACAACCCCAUGUAUUUCUUCCUCAGUAAUCUUUCCUUGCUGGACAUCUUCUGCCCCACAGCUACAGUGCCCAAGAUGCUGGAGAACCUCUUGACAGAAUGCAGUUCCAUCUCCUUUGCUGGCUGUAUGCUACAACUCUACUUCCUGGUGGCCCUGGCAGGGACUGAGGUCUUCCUCUUGGCCGUCAUGGCCUAUGACCGCUAUGUGGCCAUAUGUAACCCUUUGCGGUACACGGUCAUCAUGAACAAGAAGCUUUGCCUUCAGAUGACUGCAGGGACGUGGGUCACUGGCUUUCUCAAUUCAUUGUUGCAUACAACCUUUACUUUCAUUCUACCUUACUGCAACUCCAAUAGAAUCAACCAAUAUUAUUGCGACAUCCCACCCGUCUUGGCCUUAUCUUGCGCUUCCACCUAUGUGGCCGAGAUGGUUGUCCUCAUCGUUGGUGGCAUAUUUGGUGUAGGGGCUUUUCUAAUCACCUUGAUUUCCUACACUCACAUCAUUGCCACCAUUCUGAGGAUCCGUUCUGCCGAGGGAAAACGUAAGGCCUUUUCUACCUGCGCGUCCCACUUAAUAGUGGUUUGUCUUUUCUAUGGAACCACCAUCUUUACGUACAUAAGACCUUCCUCCAGUUACCAUCCAGACCAGGAUAGGCUAGUGAGCAUGCUCUAUGGGAUGAUUACUCCUAUGCUAAAUCCCUUGAUUUAUAGCCUUAGAAACAAAGAAGUGAAAAGGGCCCUUGAGCGCCUAAUAGUUCGCCAAUUCCAUUAACAGCAGAGAAUUUAAUGAGAUUGUAGAAAAUGUAAUUAGUUUAGUUUAGUUUAGCUUAUCUGAUAUGAAGAUGUGUCCAGAAUUUUGCAACAAGGAGAAAUAGAAUUUGUUGUGACAAUAUAUUGUUUCUGUAAACUGUUUGAGAGAGUUGUAAUGCACUGUGAAAUGAUAUUUUUUGGAGUAUAAGAUGCACCGGAGUAUAAAACGCACCUUAAUUUUUGGGGAGGAAAAUAAGAAAAAAGCUGAUUGGUGGGUGGAUUGG